AUGUUGUUGUGGAAAGACAAGUGGAUUGCCCACAAGACACUUCAGGAACUGUUUCCACACUUAUACGCUUUAGAAUCCCGGAAAACUUGUUUCAUUUCUGAAAUGAGAGAGGGCGGAGUUUUUAAAUGGGAAUGGAAAUCAACUCCAAAUUCUGAUCCAGCUAACCAAGAACUGGUUGACUUGAACCUAAUUUUAUGUGAUUAUAACUUUUUGCAGGAACAUGAUAAAUUCCGAUGUAAGCUCAAUCCAGACGGUGAGUACACACUAAAGGCCCUACGGAGACUUGUUGAUUCAAAAAUCACGAAUAUAGGAGGCGAGCCUUUUAUAUGGCUACAAAUUGUCCCGACAAAAGUAUCCAGCUUUGUAUGGAGGAUGAAGCAAGGGAGGAUUCUGGUAGCAGUUGAACUGUCAAAGCGAGGUGUUCAAACUGACUCACGGAUCUAUAAACUUUGUAAUAUAGGUGAAGAAUCGGCAGAUCAUCUGCUUAUGAGUUGCGCUUUUGCUUCAGAAGUCAUUAAAAGAACUCUUAACCAGUGCGGAAUUCGUCAAGUGCAAUUUACAAAGGUGAAGGAAUUGCUUGAUUUUGGUGCCCGAUGGGGGAAUUGA
Messenger RNA from Lactuca virosa, 606 nucleotides. Lineage: Eukaryota; Viridiplantae; Streptophyta; Magnoliopsida; Asterales; Asteraceae. The record is from the annotation of a GenBank genome assembly.